Messenger RNA from Amaranthus tricolor (Joseph's coat), 1900 nucleotides. RefSeq names its product arogenate dehydratase/prephenate dehydratase 6, chloroplastic-like. Lineage: Eukaryota; Viridiplantae; Streptophyta; Magnoliopsida; Caryophyllales; Amaranthaceae. Gene Ontology annotation, cellular component: chloroplast; cytoplasm. The record is from RefSeq and is a predicted model, not a curated record. The transcript has 2 exons. Bases 220 to 1512 code for a protein of 430 amino acids. Gene Ontology annotation, molecular function: prephenate dehydratase activity; arogenate dehydratase activity. Gene Ontology annotation, biological process: L-phenylalanine biosynthetic process.
CAACACGCACAAAUACACCAAUUCUCCAUCCCUCUCUCUUUAUUUAUCUCUUAUAUUAAAACCCCAUCAUCUUCUCCUUUCUUCUUCAGCUUGCUGUUCCCUUUUCUUAGAGAACUUCAAGCUUUAAUCCAAAAAUACCAAAAAUUCAAAUAUAAUUGUGAAUCAAGCUACAUUUAUUAUUUGUAAUUUAAUUUUAUUUUAUUUAAAAAUUUAAGAAAAAUGCAGGUAGCAUCAUCACCAACCACAUCAACACCACCCAACCCACUCAGAACUCGGUUAACACCCAUCACCAAACUCACCUACCAACCGAGUCAACUCACUAUCCGAUGCUCCAUCUUUGGUAGAAAUGGCGCCGUUACUGGUUCACGCGCCGAUUGGCAAAGCAAUUGUGCAAUCCUCGCUUCAAAAGUAAUCUCAUCUACCCAGAAAAAUUCCAACGAAAAACCCGAAGAAAUCACAACCGUUAAUGGUCAUCAAACUCUAAAUCUCCUCCCAGUAGUUUCCUCCGCCGCCGCCGCCGCCACUCCCACCACAACCAACCUCCCAAAACCCUUGUCCCUCGUAGCCGAUCUUUCACCGGCUCCAAUGCACGGUUCAACUCUUCGUGUAGCUUACCAAGGUGUACCCGGUGCGUACUCCGAAGCUGCAGCCGGAAAAGCUUAUCCCGGGUGCGAAGCCAUUCCUUGUGACCAAUUCGAAGUCGCAUUUCAAGCUGUUGAGUUGUGGAUAGCCGAUCGAGCUGUUCUUCCCGUUGAAAACUCACUUGGUGGAUCGAUUCAUAGGAAUUAUGAUCUUCUUCUUCGGCAUCGGCUUCAUAUUGUUGGAGAAGUUCAACUUCCUGUUCAUCAUUGUUUGUUGGCUCUUCCUGGUGUGAGAAAAGAGUAUUUGACGCGAGUGAUUUCGCACCCACAAGCACUUGCACAGUGUGAACAUACGUUAACGAAAUUGGGAUUGAAUGUAACGAGAGAAGCUGUUGAUGAUACUGCUGGUGCUGCCGAGUAUGUUGCUACCCAUGGUUUAAGGGAUACUGCUGCUAUUGCUUCUUCACGCGCCGCCGAGUUGUAUGGCUUGCAGGUCUUAGCAGAUGGUAUACAAGAUGACUCGGGCAAUGUGACCCGGUUCGUUAUGUUAGCCCGGGAGCCCAUAAUCCCUCGAACCGACAGGCCCUUCAAGACGAGCAUUGUCUUUGCAACUCACGACAAUGGGGAAGGCAAAGGGACUUCCGCCUUGUUCAAAGUCUUGUCCGCGUUUGCCUUCAGAAACAUUAGUCUAACAAAAAUUGAGAGUCGACCCCACCGUCAUCGACCAAUUAGACUGGUCGAUGAUGCCAACGUGGGGACGGCGAAACAUUUCGAGUACUUGUUCUAUGUUGACUUUGAAGCCUCAAUGGCUGAACCUAGAGCUCAAAAUGCUCUUGCUGAGGUUCAAGAAUUCACAUCUUUUCUUAGGGUUUUGGGGAGUUAUCCUAUGGAUAUGACUCCAUGGUCCCCUUCGCGAUCCGAUAUUGAUUGAUUUAAUUACGAUAUAUUUUGUGUAAAAUAAUUAGCGCCUUCGUGUUCAUAUGUUCUUCCUCGACCACAAACUUAAUGAGGAGAUGAGAAGAUGGAAGGAAAGUAUGCAAAGAAAAUGGAAAUAUGUUUGGUUUAUUAUUUUUGUCCUUCAAAGACAUAAUUAUUUAUUAUUUAUUUAGAUAAAAAGUAGAUUAUGUAGAAUUGUUCAUACUCUAUAUUUUUUUGGGUUUUUUUUUUCUUUUAUAUGUAAUUCCUCCAUGGAGAUGAAAAUGAAAGUGGAGGAAAUAAUUAUAAUGAUGGUGAGAAUUGUACAUGUAGAAACUUUGAUAAUGAUGUUGAUGUUCACGUUCUUUCCUUGAAUCUUUAUUAUAAUUAGUCCUUCCUGAACA